CAUUUGUUUUUCUCGCAGUGCGACAGUGCACGGCUGGGAUUGUCGGUGAAAAUCGAAAUCUCAAAUUUUUGAAAAAUCUGACAUUUAUUCAAGGGACGUCCACAUUACUAUUUUCGCUAUGAUACGGUCGGUAGCAAUCUUUAAAGCGUUCCUACACCUGUGAUUCGGUUGUGUUUUAUUAUAGUUAAAUAGGACACUAUUAUGGGAAUUUCAUCUUGGGAAAACAUGUGAAAACUGUGGCAAACAGCGAUCGCCAACGAAGUAUGACGUUCUGGUACUGCAAAGGCGGUCGUGUCCAUUUACCGAAUUUCGACUUCCACUUCUGAACGUCAACCCGCCAAGAUGGCGGCGACGGUGCGUCGCCACGCGGGAGCUAACGAUUCCGCUGAAGACGACAUCGCUGCGAUCGCAAAACAAAUUUCCGACACCGCGGAGGUGAUCUACCAGAACUGGAAGUCAAGGAAUUUGGCACCUGCCGAUUUGAUCACGUGCCACGGUGCUGGUGACACGUCCAAGUUGGGGUCAAUGUUGAAGCCUUCGACGCCGGUCAAACCGUCCAUCGACCUGCUGGCCCAAGCACCGACGAUGGACAAUAACCGUCUCGAAAAACUAGUCAAAAAUUUCGUGCACGAGGACAAGGCGAGGCUGGCUGCGGAGGCCGCCGCGAAAACUCACCCCAAACCAAUGCCUUCUAGUAUACAGUACGCGUUGCAGAAGUUCGAGAAGGGUGCCGGUGUUGACUUGGAGAACGGCUUCGGCGCGCAGGUUGGGAUUAGGAAACACGCUCCAAGCACCACGGUGACGCCGGCGGUUAAAAAAUAUGGCGGUGUUUCGGCAGAUCAGACGACACACACCGCCAAACCGGUAAUCGGACAAAAACCCCAAGUGUCGCCAAAACCCGCUCGACUCGGGGGCGAGACAAUCGAGAUGAUAUUGCCACCCGACCUCAAUCCUGUCUCCGGAUUGCAAACGUGGCCCCUAAAGAAUCGCGUGAUCUCGACCGAAACGGUCAAAAAAACGUCGGGCAUCACCACGCCGACAGAUAUACACCAACGGCAACCCCACGAUAUUCGACAUUCGUCCCAAGUCGGACCAUCGGCCCACCAUCAACAACAAUCGCCACAGAACACCCGAACUUACAAUACUUUACCGGUUAAAGUGUCGAAAACAAUCGUCGACGAGGUAGCCCUUGAAGAGAAGCGACUGAUAAAUGCUUUGAAAAAUGGCGAUCUGGUCACGGACGGGUUUCCGCACAACGCUGCAGUGUCGAAGGUGCCCACCAAACAUAUACUGCGGGAACCCGAAAAAUCCACAGAAGGUACAACCAAAUGGGCCUUGAGGACAACCCCCAAAAGACCCGAGCAACAGGUUCCUCACCCGGAAUUGACUUCGAGCCAAAGACUGCACUUAAGACAGACCGCCUCCAACCCCGUUCGGCCCUUCUUAACGAGGGGCUCCGUGGCCGAGAGAGUACUAAUUUUCGAAAGGUGCCCCAGCGAUCUGUUGUUGGAUAAAAGGGCGCGAGCGCCUGUGUCUCAAGUUGUCAAAACCCAACCGUUACCGAGGCAGCCGGUCCUGCAACACACCACCCUUCAGAGACACGUCCGAGCUAAUCGGAACGUCAACAUCCCCAGGUUUCACUACCCCACGGGUAAACCGGGGCCGCCCGGUCACUUGGAAGUCGUCCGGGCCAAAGUCAAAGCCGCAUUCGCCGGUGUCGGCGAAAGAGCUUCCAGGGAACACUUUGCAGCUGUCACUCAGGCGUGCCAACUGCCUCUGUAUUGGAAGACCCCGUUGUAUCUGGCUGCAUGCGCUGAUAAGGGCAGUUGCACUUUUGAUCAGUUUAUAACUUUUUGGCAAGGGAUGGCCUCGAAUUGCAACGAUGCGCCUUCUCGUUUCGUAUAUAUUUUGACCAGGGGCAAACGUAACUACUUGGUUCCCGAGGAUUUCAUUCCCAUGGUCCAGGAUGUGGUCGAAACCCAUCCGGGGCUGACGUUCCUGAAGGAGGCAACCGAAUUUCACUCGCGAUACGUACACACAGUUAUCGCCAGAAUUUAUUAUUGCGUGAAUCGUUCGUGGUCAGCCAAAAUAACCAUACCGGAGCUGAGAAGAUCGAAUUUGCUAAAUGUGAUUCAAUUACUCGAGGAAGAAGAGGAUAUUAAUCAGAUUACACAAUACUUCAGUUACGAGCACUUUUACGUUAUUUACUGCAAGUUUUGGGAACUUGACAGAGAUCAUGACUUGUUUAUUGAUAAACAAGAUCUCACCAGGCACAACGAUCACGCUCUAUCUUCUCGCAUUAUCGACCGCAUAUUCAGCGGCUGCGUGACUCGUGGCAACAAAAAACACCACGAAGAACGUAUGUCCUACACCGAUUUCGUUUGGUUUCUGCUUAGCGAAGAGGACAAACUGCACCCCACAGCGAUCGAAUACUGGUUCCGCUGCAUGGAUCUCGAUGGCGACGGCUACCUUUCAAUGUACGAGCUCGAGUAUUUUUAUGAAGAACAAAUGCAGAGGAUGGAGAGUAUCGGAAUCGAAACUCUACCCUUUCAAGACUGUCUUUGUCAAAUGCUGGACAUGGUCAAGCCCAAGAUGGCUGGCAAAGUGGCCCUCAGCGAUUUGAAGAAGUGCAAAAUGACCCCUAUUUUCUUCGACACAUUCUUCAAUCUGGAAAAGUAUUUGGAUCACGAGCAGAGAGAUCCAUUUGCUUCCCAGAGGGAUCACGAUAUAGACGGGUUAGAGAUGUCCGAUUGGGAUCGAUAUGCCGCAGAGGAAUAUGAACUUCUCGUUGCUGAAGAGGGUGGGAAUGACGUGCAGGAGAGCCUGGAGUACGAAUGUGGCUAUGAUAGGCUCGUCCGAUGAGGGAAAUGAAGACUUGUUGUCGCAACAUGUCGAUGACGCUCUUGAGCUGUCGGAAGAUGAGAGCGACUGCAGUAUUUAGUAUAAGGAUAUUUGAACGUUUCGAUGAGUUUCAAAUGUUUAACGUAACCAGGGCAAAAUCGAUAUAUUUUGGCGUACGAAUGUGAACUUUUUGUAUUGUUAGAAUACAUUAAAGGACAAAUAUAGUUUUUCACGACACUCUACGUAGCAAAACUCAGCAAGUGCAGCUUACAGACCCUUGAUGUUAGUAUGUAACUGAUACUCUUGUAUAGAGGGUGUUUCCAUAGAUCGAAUGGAAAUGAAUCAAUUUGAAAAUUUUCUGUUUAAUCAGAUAACCAAUCCAUUCCUUUUUUAAUUUCUAUAGCGGAAUAAUAUUACAGUACAUUUCAACAUCAGCAUACAUCAACAUCACAGUAACCUUAGCCCAUUAUAUGCUUUUAUAGUGAUACUUCAUGAAUGGGCCGAUUUUGGCAAUUAAAACUAGGUUGUAAAGAAGGAUUUUUAAGAUUAUGUCCAUAUGAACAUAUGGGAUAUAAGGGAUAUAUUCCAAAGUACAGUUGAAUUUUAUAAAGCACGAAAAGGCCACCUAAACCACAUGCAAAACCAUCCAACGAUUGAAACAGUUCUUUCGAAACACCCUUUAUAUAGUCAGGUGGGAUAUCCAUUUGUUGUAGUUUAAACUAUAAAAUCAAAAUAAGAGAUUUUAUGAAAUAAAUUUAAUAAACAACCACUUUUUGCGGGAGACGGAUCUGCCCUCGAGCACGUCAACAAAUGGGUAUGACAAAUGACAAAACAGUUUUUACAAAUCCCAAGCACAAAGCAAGAAUUGUGAUUCAUGAAAUAUUUAGAUAUUAUUUAGAUAAAGUAUAGCGGAAACGUGUCCUUUUGCAUAGUAUGUAGUAAGAAUUAUUCAUAGAUCUAGUCUCCUAAGUUUGAUAGAUAAAUGUGUGUGUUGUUGACUUUUUUGUUUUAGCAUAUUUUCUCCUGUCUUAAUUAUCUUGUUUUUCUAGAUUACGUUUGACUCAAAUACUAGUGGCAUAUCUGACGAAUAUAUUGUAUGUUUCAGUUUUGCUUGAUUGUACCUGACUUCAAUUUUUUCUGGAACAAAUUUCCACCUAUCAAAGCAAAACCAUAGUUGAACAAAUGUCAAGCUUUUUAUUAUUAUACUCAUAAAAUUAAAAUAAGGUUUGAAAGAUAAAUAUUUUGUUACCGUUAAUUUUUUUUCGUUAUUUAUUGAAGAAACGGUGUGCUUUUUAUGUGAGUUUGUCCUAAUUGUAAUACUAUUAUAUCGAAUUUACUUAGUACUACUGUUAUGUAUACCUUCCGUGAUUUUAACAUCACACGAGCUAAUUGUUGGAAUUGUAUAGUAUAGUUUAUUUAACAUAAUUUACACAUUUAUUUUUAACUAUUACUAUUAAAUUAGAAUAUAAAAUUUACUAGUCAUUUUUACUGUCUUACUUUAUUACAUAACUCUGUAUUAAAGUUUAUUAUUAUAUUGCAGUUUUCUUUUAA
Messenger RNA from Cylas formicarius (sweet potato weevil), 4392 nucleotides. Its product is annotated as serine/threonine-protein phosphatase 2A regulatory subunit B'' subunit alpha. Gene Ontology annotation, cellular component: protein phosphatase type 2A complex. Gene Ontology annotation, biological process: protein dephosphorylation. The record is from RefSeq and is a predicted model, not a curated record. NCBI's taxonomy places the organism in Eukaryota, Metazoa, Arthropoda, Insecta, Coleoptera, Brentidae. Bases 343 to 2862 code for a protein of 839 amino acids. The transcript is spliced from 15 exons. Gene Ontology annotation, molecular function: protein phosphatase regulator activity; calcium ion binding.